CUCGUUCACGCCGAACCCACCCGAUUCCCCCGACCUCCGAUGCCGGCGGGCCGCAACGUAGCCGGAGAUCCGCCGUACUGGUGAUCGCCGCACAACAGCGAUGGAUCGCCUCCUGCUCUCCCGGCCCCCGAUGCCCACCCCCGUCCACGCCGCUGACAUGGCCGCGGACGGCGACCUCCUCGAGCUCGAUGUCCUCUGGCCCGCCUCCUCGGCCCCCGGUCUCCUCGCCGCGCUUCCCGAUGACGAGGCUAAGAAGAAGAAGAAGCGCGCGGGCGGGCCCGCGGUCCGAUCGGCCUCCCGCGCCAUCCCGGAGAAGGCCGCGUUGACCCCUGCGGCGGCGGCGGCGAGGUCGGCUCCGGUGCGCAUACCGUCGGAGACCGCGGCACGGAGGGGGAGAUGGGCCCACGCCGUGGGCGGAGGCGACGACGGGGACGCCAUGGUUCCGCCGCACGAGAUCGUCGCGCGGCGCGCGGCUGCGCACAACUCGGUGCUGGAGGGGGCCGGGAGGACGCUCAAGGGCCGCGACCUCCGCCGCGUCCGCAACGCCGUCCUCCGCCGCACCGGCUUCCUCGACUGAGAGGCGGAGGCGAGUCGCCUCGUCGCUUUCGCGAUAAAAGUUUUGACUUCUUUUGAUUUUUCCCCUUUCGUUGCAUCGGUUGCGUUUCCGGCUGUUUUGAUUUCAUUCCCUGAUGGGAGGGGGAUGAGGUGAGAUGAGUGAGCGAGGAUUAUACCACGGCAAUAACAUUGAUGUUCCAUUCCAUCACAUAUAUAUGGAAAUUUUGGCCAUUAUA
Molecule: messenger RNA, 791 nt
Organism: Lolium rigidum
Lineage: Eukaryota; Viridiplantae; Streptophyta; Magnoliopsida; Poales; Poaceae
Exons: 1
Coding region: 101-577 (158 amino acids)
Source: RefSeq, a predicted model, not a curated record